AUGGCAGAAGAACAAUCGAACAGUAAAAACCAUAAAAGGAGGAUUGCCAUUGGCAUUGACGACAGUGAACAUUCAGAACUCGCACUUCAAUGGUACUUUGACAACGUGAUGCGAGCAGACGACUAUGUCGUGUUGAUACACACUCCAGAACUAUAUGAUUUCUCUAUGGCUAGCCCGGCUGUUGUUGAUCAGCUGCUGAAGGAGCUAACAAAGAAAGUGACAGCUCUAGAAAAUAAGUUCAAAGAAAUUAUACAGAAAAAUAAGCUGACAGGAAAGUUCCGGACUGGUCAAGGGAAGCCAGGCGAGGUUGUUUGUAGAAUUGCACAGGAAGAGAAAUGCAUGCUCGUUGUCACCGGAACGCGCGGACUCGGGAAAGUCCGGAGAACAUUCCUCGGCUCCGUCAGCGACUACAUCAUCCACCACUCGCACGUGCCCGUUCUCGUUGUCAGAAACGCAACCCUGUACCGAUAGUGCCCUUUCGUCCUAAUGUUUCAAUGUUUAUCUAAAAGUUUUGUGUGUCUGACGGUAUGCAUAUCGACAAAAACAUCUUUAACGCCUCAUUUUAACAAUUCAUUAAACGUUACAAUUAACGGUUAUUCUUUUUUACAAACAUAUGUUGUUGAUGAUAAUAAUACAUCCUGAGCUACAAAAGGUUUAACUAAUUUAAGAUCGUGAUGAAUAAUUCAUUACAAACUAAAUAUGAGGUGUGAUUGCAUCUUUCUCGUUUUCAUGCUGUAUGUAGGUGCAAGCAUAUUUUCCACGGAGCGCUGGCAUAAACACGAUAAGUGGAGUAAAAAUUAACUCUUUAACAGUUUAAGAAACACAUUGUUGAGGAAUUGCAUAAUUAAGAAAUGCCUUUAUAUAUGUAUGAUUAUUGUGCACUCGUUACUCUUGGCAUAUAUCGUUAUUUGUGGGCAUUCACUUAACUGUGUGUAUUUUAGGACACAACCAUUGAUGUUCUAUGUCAGAUGU
Molecule: messenger RNA, 972 nt
Organism: Mya arenaria
Lineage: Eukaryota; Metazoa; Mollusca; Bivalvia; Myida; Myidae
Product: universal stress protein in QAH/OAS sulfhydrylase 3'region-like
Exons: 4
Coding region: 1-471 (156 amino acids)
Source: RefSeq, a predicted model, not a curated record